Candidula unifasciata is the source of this 414-nucleotide messenger RNA. The record is from the annotation of a GenBank genome assembly. Lineage: Eukaryota; Metazoa; Mollusca; Gastropoda; Stylommatophora; Geomitridae.
AUGACGGAUCAAGCUCCCGUACCCCAACUUCCUCCAUCUCGAGGACCAGCUCCCCCGCUCCCAGACAAGCCCCCAUCUGUCGCGGAGCGGACUCGCUUGCUGCGAUCCAGCUUCCGUAAAGAUGAUAUUGAGAAGCCUAAAGUGCCAGAGAAGCCAGAUAAUAGAAACAUUAUAAACACAGCGUCCAAAUCUGACCAUAAGGGAUCCAACAACUCAGUUAACGGUGAAAGGUCUCCUUCGCCAUCUCAAAGCAGUAGUAGUCCUACAGUGACCAGUCCAGGUUGUGUCACAUCUCCAACGGGCAACUUGCCACCCCAGAAGCCACCAUUGCCUGAGAAAAAUGUGCCGCAUACACCUGUUGCAGAUGUUAACAAAGAAGUAAAUGGAAGAAGUUCUCCAGGAGUGUCAGCACCU